Messenger RNA from Orcinus orca (killer whale), 5148 nucleotides. RefSeq names its product RAS guanyl releasing protein 1 (gene RASGRP1). Gene Ontology annotation, molecular function: guanyl-nucleotide exchange factor activity; calcium ion binding. The record is from RefSeq and is a predicted model, not a curated record. Gene Ontology annotation, cellular component: plasma membrane. Bases 387 to 2693 code for a protein of 768 amino acids. NCBI's taxonomy places the organism in Eukaryota, Metazoa, Chordata, Mammalia, Artiodactyla, Delphinidae. The transcript is spliced from 16 exons. Gene Ontology annotation, biological process: Ras protein signal transduction; positive regulation of GTPase activity.
UGGGAGGACUAAGCCACAGAGCACAGUAACAUUUAAAAGCUCAGCAAACGAAGAGGAGACAGAACAAGAGCUGGAGAGGGAAGCUGAGAGAGUGUGAUGUUGUGGAAGCCAAGUGAAGAAAAUGCUCCAGGAAGGAGGAGAGAGUUGUCAGCUUGGGUUGGGUUGGGUUGAAUGCAACUCAAGUCAUAAAGUAAGAUGAGGACAGAGGCAUGAACCCUUGGAUUUGGCAAUGUGGACCUUGAAAAUAAAAGAUUGGAGACCUUGAAAAUAAAAGAUUUUGUGGAAUAAGAAAGGUAGGAGAGGGCUUCCCUGGUGGCGCAGUGGUUGAGAGUCCGCCUGCCGAUGCAGGGGACACGGGUUCGUGCCCCGGUCCGGGAAGAUUCCACAUGCCACGGAGCGGCUGGGCCCGUGAGCCAUGGCCGCUGAGCCUGCGUGUCCAGAGCCUGUGCUCCGCAACGGGAGAGGCCACAACAGUGAGAGGCCCGCGUACCGCAAAAAAAAACAACAAAAGAAAGAGAGAUGCAGACGGAAACCUGUGUCGAAGUAACCAACUGUUGCAAGUCCUGCUGACCAUGCACCGAAUUCUCAUUUCCUCUGCUGAACUGCUCCAAAAAGUUAUCACUCUCUAUAAGGAUGCCUUGGCAAAGAAUUCACCAGGGCUUUGCCUGAAGAUCUGCUAUUUUGUAAGGUAUUGGAUAACAGAAUUCUGGAUCAUGUUUAAAAUAGAUGCCAGCUUGGCAAGCACUAUGGAAGAGUUUCAGGAACUGGUGAAAGCUAACGGCGAGGAGCUGCACUGCCGCCUGAUUGACACAACUCAAAUCAAUGCCCGUGACUGGUCCAGGAAACUGACUCAAAGGAUAAAAUCGAACACCAGCAAGAAACGAAAAGUCUCCCUGCUCUUUGACCAUCUGGAACCAGAAGAGCUCUCCGAGCACCUUACCUACCUGGAGUUCAAGUCCUUCCGGAGGAUAUCUUUCUCCGAUUAUCAGAAUUACCUCGUGAAUAGCUGCGUGAAGGAGAACCCUACCAUGGAGCGGUCCAUUGCCCUGUGUAACGGCAUCUCCCAGUGGGUACAACUGAUGGUUCUCAGCCGCCCCACCCCCCAGCUCCGAGCUGAAGUCUUCAUCAAGUUCAUCCAGGUGGCUCAGAAGCUCCACCAACUACAGAACUUCAAUACGUUGAUGGCUGUGAUAGGAGGGCUCUGUCACAGCUCAAUCUCCAGGCUCAAGGAGACAAGUUCACAUGUCCCGCAUGAAAUCAAUAAGGUUCUGGGUGAGAUGACCGAGCUGCUGUCCUCCUGCAGAAACUAUGACAACUACCGGCGUGCCUACGGGGAGUGCACCCACUUCAAGAUCCCCAUCCUGGGGGUACACCUCAAGGACCUCAUCUCCCUGUAUGAAGCCAUGCCCGACUAUCUGGAGGAGGGGAAGGUGAACGUCCACAAGCUGCUGGCCCUUUACAAUCAUAUCAAUGAACUGGUCCAGCUGCAAGAGGUGGCCCCACCCCUGGAGGCCAACAAGGACCUGGUGCACCUGCUGACGUUAUCCCUAGAUCUCUACUACACUGAAGACGAAAUCUACGAGCUUUCUUAUGCCCGGGAACCCAGGAACCACAAAGCCCCACCACUAACACCUUCAAAGCCACCAGUAGUUGUGGACUGGGCCUCUGGAGUAUCUCCCAAACCUGAUCCAAAGACCAUAAGCAAACACGUCCAGAGGAUGGUGGAUUCUGUAUUCAAGAACUAUGAUCAUGACCAGGAUGGAUACAUUUCCCAGGAAGAAUUUGAAAAGAUUGCUGCGAGUUUUCCAUUUUCCUUCUGUGUGAUGGACAAAGACAGGGAAGGUCUCAUCAGCAGAGAAGAGAUCACUGCCUACUUCAUGAGGGCCAGCUCCAUCUACUCCAAGCUGGGCCUGGGCUUUCCUCACAACUUCCAAGAGACAACCUACCUGAAGCCCACUUUCUGUGACAACUGUGCUGGAUUUCUCUGGGGAGUGAUCAAACAAGGGUAUCGGUGUAAAGACUGCGGGAUGAACUGCCACAAACAAUGCAAAGACCUGGUUGUGUUCGAGUGCAAGAAGCGAGCCAAGACCUCAACAGCCCCCACAGAGAACAGCACCUCUGUGGGGCCAACGCCCAACCCUUGCUCACUGGGAGCCAAAGAUCUGCACCAUGCACCCGAGGAAGGACCUUUCACAUUCCCUAAUGGGGAGGCUGUGGAACACAAUGAAGAAAGUAAGGAUCGGACCAUCAUGCUCAUGGGAGUGUCCUCACAGAAGAUUUCUGUUCGGUUGAAGAGGACUGUUGCCCACAAGGCCACCCAGACCGAAGCACUGUCUUGGCUUGGCAGUGAGGGCCCUUCCAGUCACUUUGUGCUAUCUUCCCCAAGGAAGACGGCCCAGGAUACUCUGUAUGUACUUCCCAGCACUACAUCUCCAUGCCCCAGCCCAGUCUUGGUCAGAAAGCGGGCUUUCGUCAAGUGGGAGAAUAAAGAAUCCCUCAUAAAAUCAAAGGAGGAGCUCCGUCACCUCAGACUCCCAACCUACCAAGAGCUGGAACAGGAAAUAAACACCCUGAAAGCAGAUAAUAAUGCUCUAAAGAUCCAACUGAAAUAUGCACAGAAGAAGAUAGAAACCCUCCACCUUGCAAGAAGCAAUCAUGUCUUGGCUCAGAUGGAGCAGGGUGACUGUUCUUAGCCCAGAAACUCAAGCAGCACAAACUGCAGAGUGUAUCAGAGAUCUCAUUUACUAAACCUCUUAACACAAAGACCUGGGAAACCUUAGACUGACUGGCUUUCAAAAGGGUACUUUAAAGAAGGAAAGCUGGUUACUCUUUUGUUACUUAAAAGAUUCCAACUGUGUGGUAUGGUUUUCUCUUCCAGCCAGUUGAAUCAAAGGGAGGAAAGCUGAAGAAUGCAAAGUAUUUGCCAUUCAUACCAGAAUUUACCCCCCCACCACCGGGACUAAUAUCAAAAGCAUGAUAAAAAACAUGACUAUAGUUUUCUGACAAGAUAGCUUCUAUGUGGCCUGCCCAGCUGCUGCUUCCUUAGAACUAAAAUCCCUGGAAAAUGAAUUUGUUUCCUUCCCGUUUUUUCCUGAGGCAUUUAUUUUGUUCCAUCCAAAGCUUGCUUAUAGUGGAAAAAUACUCACAUUCCAAAAGUAGAACCGCUUCCUCUAUAUUUCAGCAUUCUUUACAAAUCUGGUUCCCACUUCACUACCUCAGAUCUAAUCAAUUUGCCUUUUCCCCUUCUUCCUCACUACGUUCUAACACACAUGAGGAUAUCUACCUAGAAGAGAACUUCUAGAGAUGUAGCCAUAAAUUUGGGGAGAGCAGGAAGGGACUAUUAAACAACAUGACAUCAUCCAAUUACAGGUCAACUCAUAGUUUUAGUCUGAGUCAUAGAAGAAGUAGCCAAGUUAAGUACCUGGAAAUGUGGCUAUUAGCACCUCACACAUGGCUGCCUAAUUAGCUAAAACAAACAUAACGCAAACAUGAUGUUUGUCCCUCAUAUAAUCUACACUGGAUAGAAUGAAGAAUUUAUGGCUUUUUUAAAAUGUUUAACUCUCAUAUGCCAUCCUAUUUUUUUUUUCUUGAAGUUUCUGAACUGAAUUUGUGCUUGUACUGUCUUCACUAUUAAUACUAUUUAGAAAUAAGCUAAUUGGAUCAGAGGCUUCAAUAACAGCUGACAGCAUGUACAUAUGUACAUAUCAUGUAUAUACAACAUCAGUCAUGCAUGUGGCUUGGAAUUCUGUUUCUUCUUUAGUAAAAUGUGUGAGUUAAACGACUUUUGGUCAUGUACACAAAUUCACGAAGUUCAGUUUGCUACAAGAUCAAGAAAUUGCUCAGAAUGUAAAUUGUAUUGUUUGGCAAAAUCACAAGAGUCCUGUGAGUUUUCUGUUAAGGUUAAUGAUAAAUGGGCUCAUUUAAUUAUCUGGGCAACUAUUCACAAAUUUCUUUGUCAGACUCUUUAUUUCUCUAAAAAAAAAUUCAUAUGAUCAUUUUCUUUUGGUGGGGAGAACUUACCUUCCAUGCUUGGAAAGCCUGACACCAAGCUGACUUAAAGUUCAUACACAAGUUGACCAACUGCCAAGCAUAUAAUCUCAGCAACCAAAAGUUCCAAACCUAAAGCCAACAACACCAAGUCUUAAUCAGAAACAAAUUAUAUAUAUAGUAUAAGCUUCCUUGGAGAAUUCAUAUCAUUUAAGAAGUUUCUUUGAUGAAAGACCAGUUCCCAUUUGCAUACCUCCUUGUACUGAACUGAGCUUUAGUGAAAAAGCUAGUGACUAGCUUUCAGUUAGUGAUUUAAGGAAUCACUUUACACACAAAUCUACUUUUUUCUAAAUCCAAACUCAGAAAUCCCCAUGGCAGGGCUGCUUAGGUCCACCACUUGGUAUAUAAUCCUAUAAGAAGUACUUUGCUACUUAUUUACCUUAUGUGGAACAAAUAUGAGUUUAUAAUCAUCCUUAAAAUUCAUAUUCUUUACCUAUUCUUUUCCUCUGACCAAAGACGGUACAAUGCAAUUUCUUUAAGCAUAGUUAUGAAACACAAUUAAAUUUUUUUCAUUCUUGUUACCCAGGAUCCAAAAUACAGAGCCCAGGUUAGUUUCUAUGUAAAUAAUUUGUGAUCUAGAGGAAUUCAAAAGGUCACAGUCUCCUUAAUUAGUCAAAUUAACAUGGCUAGAAAGUCUCAAGCAUUCCAGAAUUUAUCACUGAAAUGGAUAGGAAGCAGUAGUUUCAUCACAAGUCUUUACAGUCCAGCAAGGGCCAAAUAACUAUAGUGUAUAAAUUAAUAUUAUUUGCUCUGAACUACAUGGGAUUAAUGAAAUCUACAGAAAUAAUAUGAAACAAAUUUUUUGUUCAUCAAGCCUAGGAUACAAAUUUGUGUCUUGUAUCAACUUGAAAUAAAUUUGGGCAUAUAUUUAUCUGCUGAAACAAGGACAAAUCUUGUUAACAACAGUGUCAUUUCUUAUUUUCUUUGGUAAUUGAUUUGCUGUUUUACUGGCCAAAUGUGAAUUUCUGUUUAAAGAUAUAUAAUGUAAAAGAACUGCAAGGAAAAAACAAAUGUACAGAUUGUAAAGGUGGUUUUUUUUUGAUACCUAAUGUAAGUUUUCUUUGUGUAAUAUUUGUAUGAUAAAAGACAUUAGGAUCCCUA